This is a messenger RNA of Scaptodrosophila lebanonensis, 1087 nucleotides long. RefSeq lists its product as uncharacterized. The transcript has a single exon. Bases 176 to 1087 code for a protein of 303 amino acids. The record is from RefSeq and is a predicted model, not a curated record. NCBI's taxonomy places the organism in Eukaryota, Metazoa, Arthropoda, Insecta, Diptera, Drosophilidae.
CCUGCAAUUUCGGAUUCGGAAAACACAAGCUACCUCGACAAGUCGAAACAGGCAGAAUAGUUUUGUGAUAUCAUGGGAUUGGCUGUUGUCGCCUGAGCUACCUACUCUAGAGCCAUGUAUAUAAGUCCGCACACGUGUUCCGUCGGCAAUACUCGAUGGUUAAGCUUUGAAGAAAAUGGACAAGCCGCAAAUAUUGAUGCUGCGCACGCCACUCAACGCACAGAACCAGAUCUUUAUAUUUGAUUCGCCAAUAGAUUACAUGGACAAGCAAUUGAUUGUGUAUCAGCGACCAGGAGUCCUACCGGGCGAUGAUGGCUAUUGCGUGGUCUUUAAACGCGACCAUUUCAUAAUCAACAGCGCGCCCAACUACCAGAGUCCCACGAAGCGAUCCUUCCUAAACGAGUGUAUACGUCAGUUAUAUCUGAUAAAUGGAUGGGUAAAUCAGCUGCACUGGGACGGGCAGUCCCUAAACAAUCGGAAGGAGUUGUGGAGGCAAGUAGAUAUAUGUCUAAGAUCUGGGCAGCGUCCUGUAAAUAGACGGGAAAGCGUGCACCGUGUCAAGCGUCAACUCUUUCGCGACGAUCGUGGAAAACGAAAGUGGAAGAAACCAAAACGCAGUUCAGCGUCUCACACGCAAAUCAUCAACUUCAGAAGCAUACGCGAUAAGAUUGGACGCCAGCACGUUCGCCGUAGCUAUCUGAAGCCAGCUCGAACCACGGUGAUUCAGCGAUUGAUCUGUGAGAACCUCCAGCGUGAGAUGCGCACUGCACCAGCUGCUGCUGCCGCCAUAAGUGCUGCUCAUGAAUUUAUCAACGCGAAUGCAGAUAUAUUAUGUAGCUAUAAACAGGAAUUAGCGCGCUCCCAACCUAUGCUGGAGUGCAAUAAUCAAACGUGCUGCCCGAGAAGGCGUCCAAAGCAUCUAGAUACGCUUUUUAUGCAUCAGCAAAUGCAACACGCUGUUCAAAAUCAUCAGCUUAUACUCGAGGAAUCGGUUCGAUCGAUGUAUUACGCCAAGGAACUUUUUCGUCUCAUGGAAGAUCAUGACAAGUUUCUGCACCCAGAAAAACAAAUUCUGGGACAAACGUAG